Molecule: messenger RNA, 1613 nt
Organism: Meriones unguiculatus (Mongolian gerbil)
Lineage: Eukaryota; Metazoa; Chordata; Mammalia; Rodentia; Muridae
Gene: Drd4
Product: dopamine receptor D4
Exons: 4
Coding region: 21-1178 (385 amino acids)
Biological process (GO): adenylate cyclase-activating adrenergic receptor signaling pathway; adenylate cyclase-inhibiting dopamine receptor signaling pathway
Cellular component (GO): plasma membrane
Molecular function (GO): G protein-coupled receptor activity; dopamine neurotransmitter receptor activity, coupled via Gi/Go
Source: RefSeq, a predicted model, not a curated record
GCGCGUUCAGCGGGCGCGCCAUGGGGAACGGCAGCGCCGCUGACCACGGUGGGCUGUUGCCUGGGCGUGGGCCAGAGUCCCUGGGGACCAGCGCCGGGCUCGGGGGCGCGGGCGUGGCGGCGCUGGUGGGGGGCGUGCUGCUCAUCGGCAUGGUGCUGGCCGGGAACUCUCUGGUGUGCGUGAGCGUGGCCUCCGAGCGCACCCUGCAGACUCCCACCAACUACUUCAUCGUGAGCCUGGCCGCCGCCGACCUCCUCCUCGCGGUGCUGGUGCUGCCCCUGUUUGUCUACUCCGAGGUCCAGGGUGGCGUGUGGCUGCUGAGCUCCCGUCUCUGCGACACCCUCAUGGCCAUGGACGUCAUGCUGUGCACAGCCUCCAUCUUCAACCUGUGCGCCAUCAGCGUGGACAGGUUCGUGGCUGUGACUGUGCCGCUGCGUUACAACAGUCAGGGCCAGCGCCAGCUGCUGCUCAUCGCCGCCACGUGGCUGCUGUCGGCCGCGGUGGCCGCCCCGGUGCUGUGCGGCCUCAACGACGUGCCGGGCCGCGACCCAACCGUGUGCCGCCUGGAGGACCGCGACUACGUGGUCUACUCGUCCGUGUGCUCCUUCUUCCUGCCCUGUCCGCUCAUGCUGCUGCUUUACUGGGCCACUUUCCGUGGCCUGCGGCGCUGGGAGGCAGCCCGGCACGCCAAGCUUCACAGCCGCGCGCCGCGCCGACCCAGCGGCCCGGGCCCCCCGGGGUCAGACCCUGCUCAGGGCCCGUUCUUGCCACACUGCCCACCCCCAUCACCCAGCCUCCUGCCGGGUCCCAGCGGCUCCGGCGUGCGGGAGCCAGACCCCUCCGGGAGCCCCUGCAGCGCCGAGCUUCCGCUCCCCGAGGCACCCGCGCCGCCCGCGCCGUCUUGCCGCGGAAGAAGAGGCGCCAAGAUCACCGGAAGGGAGCGCAAGGCGAUGAGGGUCCUGCCGGUUGUAGUCGGGGCCUUCCUGAUGUGUUGGACGCCUUUCUUCGUGGUGCACAUCACGCGGGCGCUGUGUCCGGCUUGUUUCGUGCCUCCAAGCCUGGUCAGUGCGGUCACCUGGCUAGGCUAUGUCAACAGUGCCCUCAACCCCGUCAUCUACACCGUCUUCAACGCGGAGUUUCGCAGCGUCUUCCGCAAGAUUCUCCGUCUCCGCUGCUGAAAGGGCAGCUGCUGUCCUGAGGUCAAGGAGAUCCGAGCCUGUGUGCGGAGUGCGCGGGCGCACAUUGGUCUGAUUGAAUGAAAUCAUCUAUGAAGGCUGAGGGUUGGAGGAGAGCAAGGGAAAGAUUGCCUGACCGAUGGGGCCUGCCUGCCUCCUUCCGCCUUGCUGACUCAGCUCCAGGAGGUUGCUGAAGUCUCCCCUGCCCCGGAGAGUUAGGUAAAGGACUACAGCAGGCUGUUUCCCCUCGAGAGGAAAAGUGAACAAGUGUCCUCCUCGGAGAGGAGCGAGAGGAGUUCUCUGGGACUGCUGGGUCACCAGGACCCUGUCCAGGGUAGCUUUUGCUCCUUGGAGAACUAGGUAGGGAAGGCUCCGCUGUCACUGAGGGGGCGGGCCCCCAUUUUGGAAGUUUUCUGAGUACAAUACAAAUAAAUAGUU